AUGCAUUAUGCUUGCACUUUAUUCACAGGUUCACCACAGCCCACAUAUCGUUGGCUCAAGGAUGGCAUACCCGUUGCCGAUUAUUCAUCCAGUCAAUUUUAUCGCAUUCACAACACGAAGCGCGAGGAUGCUGGCAGCUAUCAGUGCAUAGCCAGAAACGAGGCUGGCUCCAUUUUCAGCGAGAAGAGUGAAGUUGUUGUUGCCUAUAUGGGCACCUUCGAGAACCAGAACGAGGGACACUUGACCGUGGUCAGCGGUCAUCCGGCCAUAUUCGAUAUGCCAGCGAUUGAUUCGGUGCCGAAGCCUUCGGUCUCUUGGCAGGCGGAGAAUCGAACGCUCAACUAUGACAUCAAGUACGCCCUGACCCAAGCCAAUCAGCUGAUCGUGCUCAGCGCCGAUAAGCAGGACGUUCAGGCGUAUCGGGCACACGCCAUGAACACCCAACUGGGCAGGGAGGAGGCGAGCGCCCUUAUCUAUCUGAAUGUCACAGGCGAUCCGUUUGUGGAGGUGGCGCCCGAGAUAAUCGUACCGCCGCAGGAUCUGAAACUGAAGCGCGGCGAGGGCGUGGCCGAACUGCAGUGCAUCGCCAAUGCACGGCCCCUACACGAGCUGGAGACCAUUUGGCUGAAGGACGGACUGCCCGUGGAAAACGCCGGCAUUCUGCAUACGCUCAACAAUCCCUGGAAUCGCACCUUGGCCCUGCUCCAGGCGAACAGCUCCCAUGCCGGCGAGUACACCUGCCAGGUGCGUUUGCGCAGCGGCGGCUUUCAGACGGUCACGGCCAACGCCCACGUCUACAUCCUGGAGCCGCCCAUGUUCUUUACGCCCAUGCGCGCCGAGACCUUUGGCGACUUUGGUGGUCAGGUGAUGUUGCCCUGCGAUGUGGUGGGCGAUCCGACGCCCCAGGUGCAAUGGUUCCGCAAUGCGGAACGCAUCGAAGCGCAGCUACUAAGUGGCGGGUACUCAGUGAAAGCCGAUAAUACGCUGAUAAUUAAAAAACUGACGCUGGAGGAUGAGGGCAUGUUCCAAUGUCUGGCGACCAACGAGGCUGGCGAGAAGUCCGCGUACACCUGGCUGCGUGUGAAAACAGCCACAACCGAAGCAGCUGCUGUGCCGCAGCCGCGCGUGAAGCGUCUGGCACAGCCGCGCAUCUUGCGGGUGCGAGCUUCGCAUGCUGGCAUGGGAUCGGGUCCGAGAUCGGGAUCGGGAUCGGGAUCGAGCUUGGGUUCUGGCUCGGGCUCGGGCUCGGGCACGGGAUCGGGAUCGGGCAUGGGCAUGAACGCUAAACACCCUGGCAAGGGUAAUAAACGCAAGGAGUUUCGCUUUGGUAUGGGCAUCAAGAAUGCAAAACCGCUCACAGCUCACAUUCACUACUCAACCCACUGCACCUCGAAUUGAGAACCAAACUCACUCACAUUUAGAUCAU
Messenger RNA from Drosophila navojoa, 1426 nucleotides. It is a transcript of the gene sdk, whose product is annotated as sidekick cell adhesion molecule. The record is from RefSeq and is a predicted model, not a curated record. Gene Ontology annotation, biological process: cell-cell adhesion. Gene Ontology annotation, molecular function: protein binding. Lineage: Eukaryota; Metazoa; Arthropoda; Insecta; Diptera; Drosophilidae.